AUGAAGGAAACGACAACACAGGAUGACCUGAUCCCGGUCCGGCUUGGAGUUGAUGGCCAUGUUCAACCAGAGCACACCAGCGGCACGCCUCUUGUCCAAGGAAUCGACAUCUACAAUGCAGAUGCCCAGCAUGAAAAUAACGCCGCGUUGCUCAGAGGGUUCCCGAUCGACCGCAACGUCUUCCGGCUCUUCGCAAGGUCCACAGGCCUCUUCCCGCCAAUUCUGGCCACCCUGAAUGCUCUCCUGGACGGCCAGACACGCACCAUCCAGAUUCUAGACUAUCAACUCGUCGUUCUCCGCAUGACGGGAACCGUGGGCGCCGAAUACCUCUUCGGCAUUAAUGAGGCGGUGUCGCGGGUCCACGGGAUGGGCGAGGAGAAGAUCGAGGCGCUUCGCAAGGGGCUGAAGGCCGAGGAGCUGUUCGCGAUGGGUAUCUGGUCGGAGCGACAGCAGUGUUUGAUCAAGAUAGUGGAUGAGUCCGUCGCAACGUGGACCAACACGGAGGACACCAUCGCUUGGGCAAAGACGCUAUUAACGGAUGAUGAAAUUGUCGAGGUGUUUAUUGUCCUGGGCUUUUACUCCAUGAUCGCUCGCAUCACAAGGGGCUUGCGGGUUCAGAAAGAUGCCCCCAUUCCACACCUAAACCAGUCUAUCGUGGACAAAAUCACCAAGAAUGCCCGAGAUUAA
Molecule: messenger RNA, 687 nt
Organism: Aspergillus tanneri
Lineage: Eukaryota; Fungi; Ascomycota; Eurotiomycetes; Eurotiales; Aspergillaceae
Exons: 2
Coding region: 1-687 (228 amino acids)
Source: RefSeq, a predicted model, not a curated record